Heteronotia binoei (common prickly gecko) is the source of this 3192-nucleotide messenger RNA. RefSeq names its product zinc finger protein 665-like. The record is from RefSeq and is a predicted model, not a curated record. NCBI's taxonomy places the organism in Eukaryota, Metazoa, Chordata, Lepidosauria, Squamata, Gekkonidae. Gene Ontology annotation, biological process: regulation of transcription by RNA polymerase II. Bases 1 to 3192 code for a protein of 1063 amino acids. The transcript has 5 exons. Gene Ontology annotation, molecular function: DNA-binding transcription factor activity, RNA polymerase II-specific; RNA polymerase II cis-regulatory region sequence-specific DNA binding.
AUGCAGGUGAGCUUGCUGCAGCGCCAAGCCCAGAGCUCCCCGGUGACCCUUGAGGAGGCGGCCAUGUUCUUCACGGAGGAGGAAUGGGCCCUGCUGGAUCCAGGCCAAAGAAAACUCUUCUGGGAAGUGAUGGAGGAAACGUACGAGAUGGCCACCUCUCUGAAAGACUACAUUUCCCAGGAGGACUUGCGAGCGCAAGAGAGAUCUACCCUGCCUUUCCUAGGUGCCCCGGGGGCAGUUUUCCCUCCAGAUGGAAAUAAAAAUGUAUGGGAUACGCAGUUCCCCGAGGCCUCUCUCCUUUCGUGCUUCCCCUGGCUGGAGGGAGAACUUGGCCUUUGCUCGUCUGCAGGAAAGUGGUCAGAGACAGGAACAGAUGAUCGAGAGGGCCAUGUUUUCCUCUUCCAGAGCUCCCCCGUGUCCUUUGCGGGGGUCGCCGUGUUCUUCACAGAAGAGGAAUGGGCUCUUCUGGAUUCAGGCCAAAGAAAACUCUACUGGGCUGUUAUGGAGGAAAUGUUGGAGACCGCGGCCUCUCUGGUGGCAGAUGUGUUUGGAAAAGAAUCAGGAGGGAGAGUUGUGGUAAAAGACAACAACAUACAAGCGGAAGCACAAUCUGGCGGUCAAGCGAUACCCAAGAGACAUUGCAGAAAGAACAGGGAAUGGAAACAGAAGCAAAGGAAAGAAUUGAUGGUCUUUCAGAGUAGAAAGAAGCCUGAGGUCUCAUCCCAAGAUGAAACACGGAAGAGAAAGAAAAGGUCUAAUGGUACCAUGAACCAGAAGGGGUCCAGCUGCCAAUUCAGUACUAAAACAUCUCACAAAGUUCCAGCAUUCUUGAAAAGGCAUAAAUGUGUGGAAUGUGGAAAGUGCUUCCACUGGGGUUGGUCACUAACUGUCCAUCAAAGAUUUCACACAGGGGAGAAGCCAUAUAAAUGCUUGGAGUGUGGGAAAUGCUUCUCUCAAAAUAGCACCUUAAAAACACAUCAAAAGAUUCAUACUGGGGAGAAGCCUUAUAAAUGCUUGGAGUGUGGAAAGUGCUUCUCCCAUAAUAGCAGCUUGACUGCACAUCAUAAUAUUCAUACUGGAGAGAAGUCAUUCAAAUGCUUAGAGUGUGGAAAGUGCUUCUCUUUCAAUGGCAGCCUAAAGCAACAUCAAACGAUUCAUACUGGGGAGAAGCCAUAUAAAUGCUUGGAGUGUGGAAAGUGCUUCUCUCUCAUUGGCAGCCUAACUACACAUAAGAAGAUUCAUACUGGGAAGAAGCCAUACAAAUGCUUGGAGUGUGGAAAGUGCUUCUCUCAGAAUGGCAACCUAAGAGCACAUCAAAAGAUUCAUACUGGGGAGAAGUUAUAUAAAUGCUUGGAGUGUGGAAAGUGCUACUCCCAUAAUAGCAGCUUGACUGCACAUCAAAAUAUUCAUACUGGGGAGAAGUCAUUCAAAUGCUUAGAGUGUGGAAAGUGCUUCUCUUUCAGUGGCAGCCUAAAGCAACAUCAAACGAUUCAUACUGGGGAGAAGCCAUACAAAUGCUUGGAGUGUGGAAAGUGCUUCUCUCAGAAUUACGCUCUAAGAACACAUGAAAAGAUUCAUACUGGGAAGAAGCCAUACAAAUGCUUGGAGUGUGGAAAGUGCUUCUCUCGGAAUAAUGCCCUAAGAAGACAUGAUAAGAUUCAUACUGGGAAGAAGCCAUAUAAAUGCUUGGAGUGUGGAAAGUGCUUCUCUCGGAAUGACCAGCUAACUACACACCAAAGGUUUCAUACUGGGAAGAAGCCAUAUAAAUGCUUGGAGUGUGGAAAGUGCUUCUCCCAGAAAGGUGGCUUGACUGUACAUAAAAAGAUUCAUACUGGGGAGAAGUCACAUAAAUGCUUGGAGUGUGGAAAGAGCUUCUCUCAGAAUGGCCAACUAAGGUCACAUCAAAGGAUUCAUACUGAGGAGAAGCCAUUCAAAUGCUUGGAGUGUGGGAAGAGCUUCUCUCGGAAUGACAUCCUAAGAGCACAUCAAAGGAUUCAUACUGGGGAGAAGCCAUUCAAAUGCUUGGAGUGUGGAAAGUGCUUCUCUCGGAAUUACACCCUAAGAGCACAUCAGAAGAUUCAUACUGGAGAGAAGCCAUAUAAAUGCUUAGAGUGUGGAAAGUGCUUCUCUUGGAAUGAAACCCUAAGAACACAUAAGAAGAUUCAUACUGGGGAGAAGCCAUUCAAAUGCUUGGAGUGUGGAAAGUGCUUCUCUCGGAAUGACACCCUAAGAGCUCAUCAGAAGGUUCAUACUGGGGAGAAGCCAUAUAAAUGCUUUGAGUGUGGACAGUGCUUCUCUCAAAGUGGCCACCUAAGGUCACAUGAAAACAUUCACACAGGGGAGAAGCCACAUAAAUGCUUGGAGUGUGGGAAGAGAUUCUCUCGGAAUGGCCACCUAAUGUCACAUCAAAAGAUUCAUACUGGGGAGAAACCACAUAAAUGCUAUGAGUGCGGAAAGUGCUUCUCUGAGAAUGGCACCCUAAGAGCACAUCAAAAGAUUCAUACUGGGGAGAAGCCACAUAAAUGCUUCGAGUGUGGAAAGUGCUUCUCUGAGAAUGGCACCCUAAGAGCACAUCAAAAGAUUCAUACUGGGGAGAAGCCACAUAAAUGCUUGGAGUGUGGGAAGUGCUUCUCUCAGAAUGGCACCCUAAAACAACAUCAAAAGACUCAUACUGGGGAGAAGCCACAUAAAUGCUUAGAGUGUGGGAAGAGCUUCUCCCGGAACAGCAAUCUAAAAGAACAUCAAAAGAUUCAUACUGGGGAGAAGCCACAUAAAUGCUUCGAGUGUGGAAAGUGCUUCUCUGAGAAUGGCACCCUAAGAGCACAUCAAAAGAUUCAUACUGGGGAGAAGCCACAUAAAUGCUUGGAGUGUGGGAAGUGCUUCUCUCAGAAUGGCACCCUAAAACAACAUCAAAAGACUCAUACUGGGGAGAAGCCACAUAAAUGCUUGGAGUGUGGGAAGAGCUUCUCCCGGAACAGCAACCUAAAAGAACAUCAAAAGAUUCAUACUGGGGAGAAGCCACUUAAAUGCUUGGAGUGUGGAAAGUGCUUCUCUUGGAAUGACAGCCUAAAAAAACAUCAAAAGAUUCAUACUGGGGAAAAUCCAUUUAAGUAUUUGGAGUGUGGGAAGUGCUUCUCCCUUAAUGGCAGACUAAGAGUACAUCAAAAGAUUCAUCGUGGGGACCUCCGGUGA